Xyrauchen texanus (razorback sucker) is the source of this 3392-nucleotide messenger RNA. RefSeq names its product MDM4 regulator of p53 (gene mdm4). The coding region runs from base 171 to 1652 and encodes 493 amino acids. The transcript has 11 exons. Gene Ontology annotation, biological process: protein ubiquitination; negative regulation of apoptotic process; regulation of cell cycle. The record is from RefSeq and is a predicted model, not a curated record. NCBI's taxonomy places the organism in Eukaryota, Metazoa, Chordata, Actinopteri, Cypriniformes, Catostomidae. Gene Ontology annotation, molecular function: ubiquitin protein ligase activity. Gene Ontology annotation, cellular component: nucleus.
UGCGAGAUGUGGCAACCCUGAUGACGACAUGUUCUACGUCAGCUUUAGCUGACUUCAACUGUUCCUCAAAAAAUUCAAACCUCUCCCAUUUUUUGUCCAAAAACGAUUUGUUUAAAAAGCUGGGAACCAUGUAAUCGUUCACUGAUAGACGGUAAAUUUCUUGAGUAAACAUGACCUCACUGUCAUCAUCAUCUCAACUAAUGGGGUCAAGCUCAACAUGUAGGGCUCUACCAGGGGAGGGGAGUCAGGUCCAUCCCAAGGCUCCGCUCCUGCAGAUACUAAGAGUAGCAGGUGCACAGGAGGAGGUGUUUACCCUGAAAGAGGUCAUGCACUACCUAGGUCAGUAUAUUAUGAUGAAGCAGCUGUAUGACAAACAGAGGCAGCACAUCGUCCACUGUCAAGAUGACCCACUUGGAGAGCUGUUGGAAGUAGGGAGCUUUUCUGUUAAGAACCCCAGCCCUGUGUAUGAGAUGUUGAAGAGGAAUUUGUUUACAUUGAAUAGUCCGGAUGGAGCAAAGAAUCUUUCAGUCGGCAAGGAUUCUAAUGAGUCUCCAAGUGAAGAUCCUGGUCAGGUGUCGAGUGGGCCAAAUAGCUCUGGUCAGGCUCUCAACGCUGGUAGUGCCAGCACCAGUGCAACGCAGAGCUCCUCACAGCGCAGGCCACGCGAUCCUGAUGAAGACUCCUCAGAUGGAUUAUCCAGGUCUGUUUGUAAGCGGCCAAAGUUGGAUGUGACUCUGGAAGAGUGGGACCUUUCUGGGUUGCCCUGGUGGUUUCUGGGUAACCUGCGAAGUAAUUACACUCGCUGCAGCAAUGGUUCGACAGAUAUCCACACCAAUCAACUCUCUCCUGGACAGGACGAGGACACUGCUAUCGUGUCUGACACCACAGAUGAUCUGUGGUUCCUGAAUGAGGCGGAGAGCGAGCAGGUAAGCGUGGAGAUGAAGGAGGCUGUGUUGGAGCAGGGCAGUGAUGCAGAGUCUCCACAUGAAGAAGAGGAGACUGGGAAAGACAGUAAAGAGGACAGAAAGAUGCAAGAAGAACAGGAUGAGGACUCUCAGUGUUUGAGUGAUGACACUGAUACUGAGAUCUCCACACAGGAUGCAUGGCAAUGUUCUGAGUGCCGUAAAUUCAACACCCCGCUUCAACGGUACUGCAUGCGCUGCUGGGCUCUGCGAAAAGACUGGUACAAGGACUGUACCAGACUCUCUGUGCCUGACAUACCCACUUGCAGUUCACAUCCUCAGAGAUAUGAUGAUAAGGAGGAUGAUGAUGGAAUCGACAUGCCUGAUUGCCUCAGGACUGUGUCUGACCCAGUCGUCCUCCCUUCACACCAUGUCUCUCGAAACAUCCCCCCUUCGUCCUCUUUCUUGUCUAAAGGAAAGGGUCCUUCCCAGCUUCACCAACACUCUCAAGAGAGCUCAGAGGGUGACAGCCAGGACACACUGGACAUGGAGACGGAAUGCCAACCGGAGGCCAUGCUGGAGCCCUGCAAGCUGUGUCGAGUGCGGCCGCGAAACGGCAACAUCAUCCAUGGCCGCACGGCUCACUUGAUCACCUGCUUCCCCUGUGCCCGCAAACUGCACAAAUUUCAUGCACCGUGCCCGGGCUGUGGCCAGGUUAUACAGAAGGUCAUCAAGACUUUCAUAGCAUGACCAAAAUGGGAAACAAAUUAAAGGAUCGCAUGUACUACACACACGCAAAUCUCCCUGUACAUACUGAAGGAUACUUGCUGGGCUAAAAUGAAAAUAUAGUACACUGCAUCUGUAACAAUUUUUAUUGUAUAGUAUAAAGCAAGUAUAAAACAAGUACACAUUAUGUACAGAAUGUAAUUUAACCUAUAUCUGUGUGAAACAGAAACUGACCUCAUAUUGCUGGUUCGCCGUUGUUUUGUUAGUGGCUUAUGAAAAAGUGAUCUGUUUCCAUCCUCUUUCUGUUAGGUGAAGGAGAGAGUUAGCCCACAUGACAUGCUACUGCCUGACAAAUGGGAAGGUAUGAAGGUAAAAAAAAUCAUAAUAGACCCAAAAGAAAGGCAUUGUUUUCAGAGAUGUGCUUGCAUCAACACUAUUCGAAUGCUAGCCAUUAGUACCUUGUACAGUCCAGACAGGCUGUUAUAGCUUGUGUCUAAAAGCCCUUUCAAUGUAUUUGACCAAUUUAUAGUGUAAAAAAAAGGAAUAUGAUUUAGUUUUUCCCCCUCCAAAAUGUCAGGCACUUUAAGACUAAAGCCCUAGGCAGCACUUCAGACUGUUGUUUUAUUGACCUGUUGGACUGGGAAAAGGUGCUUAAAACAGAUGUACGUGAAUAUUUAUUUAUUUAUAAUCUUUAAUUUUCGGAAGUGAUAUUCUGAUGGUAUGAACAGUCAACAGUUGCAUGGUAAGAAGAACCAGUUGUAUUACAGAUCACAAAGUAUUAAAACAUUUUGGUAAAGUACAGGAGCAACAGUUCUUUGUGGAAAAGCUUAGUUGUAGUCUGGUGUGUUGAAACCAUGGUUCUUGCUUCCUAACUCUUUUUUGCUUAAGAAGCGGCAGUUUCUUGUUCUAUUUGUUUUAUUGUUCUUAACCCUUGCUGUACCUGAAUAAAUCUGAUAUGUUAUUGAGGGCUAUUUGAUUUCUUCAGCCGUGCUUGGCUUCUCCAUCUGUGCCUUUUUUUUUCAGUUUCCCCCUUCCCCACAUGUACUUGUGCCUGUUUAUUGAAGUUUAUGAAACAUAAGGCAACAUGCGUGAAUGGAUUCUUUGAUCUUAAUAUUCAGAUGUUCUGUGUGGAGCUGCCAGGUGACAUGACAUUUAUGAGAAACCAAAAAAAAAGUGAUUUCAUCUGCCAUGCUUUUUUUGUUUAAAGACAUUAAAUAUUUUUAAAGGUCAUCUGUAUUUUGGCUGUGUUGUUAACUUAAAUUUACUGGAGCACUUCUGUUAAAAGUAAUUUGUGAGCGUAUGUGGGUUUUUAGGCGUACUAUCUUCUAUUCUUUGUCCUGUUUUAGGUUUCCAGUUCAAGGUGGUUUGAUUAGCUUCUGUUGUGAAUUCUGUUUAAUAAUGUCCUCAGCCACCAGAGGGUGAUGGAGUUUUUUUAUAUAUAUUCCACAUGCAGUAAAUACUUUGUACAGUUUUCUGUUUAGCUAAAAUAAUGCUUAUUUUUAGUCAACACUGUGUAAUGUACCAAAAUUGGGGAUGUGAGUACAGUAUUAGUAGUCCAUCUAAAUUUAACUGCACUAUGUUGUGUGGUACAAACACUGCUAUUUCACUGCCAUUAUGCCUCAUAUGAUGGAAUCUAAAAUUCAUCCUAAGUCAGUGCAAUUAUGUGAUGUUUAUUUGUUAGUUUUCUUUUUUCUGUUUUUGUUUUAUCCAAUCCAGAUUUAGUGUUAGAUUCUAUCUGAGCAGUAAUUAUUUUGGUUGUUUUUU